This is a messenger RNA of Periophthalmus magnuspinnatus, 1258 nucleotides long. It is a transcript of the gene hprt1l, whose product is annotated as hypoxanthine phosphoribosyltransferase 1, like. Gene Ontology annotation, biological process: IMP salvage; guanine salvage; hypoxanthine metabolic process. NCBI's taxonomy places the organism in Eukaryota, Metazoa, Chordata, Actinopteri, Gobiiformes, Gobiidae. The transcript has 9 exons. Bases 199 to 846 code for a protein of 215 amino acids. The record is from RefSeq and is a predicted model, not a curated record. Gene Ontology annotation, molecular function: hypoxanthine phosphoribosyltransferase activity; magnesium ion binding.
GACCUUGGGUUGGCGGUACUGCGAAGGGAGAGCUCCUUCGUGCGUCGCCCGCUCGCAGAUAUCGCGAAGACCGAGGAGAGCGCGCGGCUACCUCCAGUCAACAACAACCCCCCUCCUCCCCGCCCCCUUCACUCUGCACAGACAUGUCUCCUCACACAUCCCGCUGCCAGUGAACGCCACGGGAUCGAAGCUGUCAGCAUGACUUCGUAUCUCCAGAUUGCUGACGAUGAAAAGGGGCACGAGUUGGAUUUAUUCUGUGUGCCAAGACAUUAUGAGAACGAUUUGGAUAAGGUUAUCAUCCCCCAUGGACUCAUAAUGGACAGGACUGAACGCCUGGCCCGUGACAUAAUCCAAGACAUGGGAGGACAUCACAUAGUGGCCUUGUGUGUGCUCAAGGGAGGCUACAAGUUCUUCGCAGAUCUGUUGGACUACAUCAAAGCUCUAAACCAGAACAGCGAUAAAUCAGUGCCGCUGACAGUGGAUUUCAUUAGAGUAAAGAGCUACUGUAAUGACAAAUCAACCAACAACGUCAAAGUUAUUGGCGGGGAUGAGCUGUCCAAUCUUGCUGGCAAGAAUGUAUUGAUUGUAGAGGACAUUGUAGAGACCGGGCGGACCAUGCAGACACUACUAUCCCUGCUUAAUGAAUGCAAUCCUAAAAUGGUUAAAGUUGCAAGCCUCCUGGUGAAGAGGACACCGAGGAGUUCAGGAUACAGACCAGACUAUAUUGGCUUUGAGGUGCCUGAUGCCUUUCUUGUAGGAUAUGCACUGGACUACAAUGAGUACUUUAGGGAUCUCAGCCACAUCUGCAUACUAAAUGAACAGGCGCGGGAGAAGUACAGGGUGUGACAUUGGAGACUGGAAUGAUGGAACUACAUGGAAUCACUGUGACGAAUCUACCUUAUGUUUGCUGUGUUUUCAAGCGUAUUUAUUUUUUUAUGUGGUGUGUAAAUAAUAAGAACAUUUACGUACCUUUAUAUUGAAAUAAUUUAAUGUUUUGAAUGUAUGCAGAGUUUAGUGCAUAUUUAUAACUUAUUGCUAUAAUAAUGUUAUUUUAUUCAAAUAAUCUUAUUUAGUAUAGUCUCAGUGGAUUUAUUAUUUGUUGGGCUAUAGGUUACCCGUCAGGGUAAUCUAUAGUUUUUGUUUUCACUUGGCAUUAUGCCAUAAAAUGAGUCUGAAUGUACUGUAUUUUAUUAAUUUAUUUAAUGUUGUUUCCUAAGAGGACCUGUUAAAAAGCAAUACAGUUUAUGUUAAAACCAAA